Molecule: messenger RNA, 1988 nt
Organism: Salvia miltiorrhiza (redroot sage)
Lineage: Eukaryota; Viridiplantae; Streptophyta; Magnoliopsida; Lamiales; Lamiaceae
Exons: 7
Coding region: 468-1745 (425 amino acids)
Source: RefSeq, a predicted model, not a curated record
GGCAGUUGAGUGGAUGCCAAACUUUCCACUUCUCCUCCACUUUUUGAUCUUUCCCUUUUUGCCCCUCCUGUUCGAAAAAGACAAAAAUGAUUAAAAAUUAAGCCACAAAAGCAUUAUAAAAAUCUCGAAUAAAAACACAGACAUCUCUGCGCUUGGAUUGGAUUUUUCGAAGAACUCCAUUGAAGGGAAGAGAGAGAAAGCAUAAAGUGGGAGGGAGGGUGAGAGAGACUGUGGGGGAGAGGGGGAAGGAGGCGUCACUCCCAGCACCGAAAUAGCACUGCCCGAAAAAGGUGAAGGCGAAAGGGGUGCGUAGGAUAAGCAGAAGCUGCCGUUGUUCACUUUCUUUCUUUUGUUGUUGUGAUAGUCAUGAAGGGCCGCUGACGUUGAAUCUUGUUAAGCCUCCCGUGCUAAAAAGGUCGAGUCUUUUUGAGUUAUUCCAUCUGGGUUUUGGUGGGUUGGUAGCUGUGAUGGACGGCGCGCAUUAUAGCAAUGGCCAUCGGAGAAGGAAGCUGGAAAUGACGUUGUUGUUGGCGUGCUUAUGUGGCCUGAUCUCGCUAUCUUGCGCGGGGAGGCCGUCUGUCUCGAGGCAGAAGCUGCAGGUUGAGAAGCAUUUGAAACGCCUGAAUAAACCUCCCAUUAAGACCAUUGAGAGUCCAGAUGGUGAUAUCAUUGACUGUGUGCCCAUCUCUCAUCAGCCAGCCUUUGAUCACCCCUUUCUCAAAGACCACAAAAUUCAGACAAGGCCUAGCUACCAUCCAGAAGGGCUCUUUGAUGACAACAAGGUGUCCAAUUCCAAAGGCCCUAAAGAGAGAAGCAGUCCUAUGUCUCAGCUGUGGCAUAUGAAUGGCAAAUGCUCCGAGGGUUCGAUCCCGAUUAGAAGAACAAAGAAAGAAGAUGUGUUGAGGGCUAGCUCUGUUAAGAGAUAUGGCAAGAAAAAGCACAGAAGCAUUCCCAAGCCUAGGUCUGCUGAUCCUGACCUCAUCAACCAAAGUGGUCAUCAGCAUGCAAUAGCCUAUGUUGAAGGAGACAAGUAUUACGGCGCGAAAGCAACUAUCAAUGUGUGGGAGCCUAAGAUACAGCAGCCUAAUGAGUUCAGCUUGUCUCAGAUUUGGGUGUUGGGUGGUUCUUUUGGUGAAGAUCUCAACAGCAUUGAAGCUGGUUGGCAGGUCAGCCCUGAUCUCUACGGUGACAACAACACGAGGCUCUUCACUUACUGGACAAGCGACGCAUAUCAAGCAACCGGGUGCUACAACCUUCUCUGCUCGGGCUUCAUUCAAGUGAACAGCGAGAUAGCAAUGGGGGCGAGCAUCUCCCCUGUUUCAGCAUUUAGGAAUUCACAGUAUGAUAUUAGCAUUCUUGUUUGGAAGGAUCCAAAAGAGGGGCACUGGUGGAUGCAGUUUGGGAACGACUACGUGUUAGGAUACUGGCCGUCGUUCUUGUUCUCGUACCUAGCGGACAGUGCUUCGAUGAUCGAGUGGGGCGGGGAGGUGGUGAACUCGGAGCCAGACGGGCAGCACACCGCGACCCAAAUGGGCAGCGGGCGUUUCCCGGAAGAAGGGUUUGGCAAAUCAAGCUACUUCAGGAACAUCCAUGUUGUGGACAGCUCCAACAACCUCAAAUCCCCCAAAGAGCUAGGAACCUUCACUGAGCAAUCCAACUGCUAUGAUGUUCAGACAGGCAACAAUCAAGAUUGGGGCCAUUACUUCUACUAUGGAGGCCCAGGCAGAAACCCUAAUUGCCCAUGAACAAGGAAAAACACAACUGUAUAAUCAAAAUCUAUGUAAUGUAAUAACCACUUAUUUGUUUUCUAGUUUUAGUAAAAUGUAACCUAUGUAGGUGGAAAUUUUUGACCCUUUUCUUUUCCCUGAAAAAGUUGUCCAUGUAAGUGAACAAGGAGGGAAAAAGUGGCUAAGUUUCUUGAAAAAAAACAGGCCCUUUGUCAUUUUCUAUGUAAUGUUAUAAAUAUAUAUCAUUGCUUGUUUUGCUCA